Molecule: messenger RNA, 2075 nt
Organism: Girardinichthys multiradiatus
Lineage: Eukaryota; Metazoa; Chordata; Actinopteri; Cyprinodontiformes; Goodeidae
Gene: ntf3
Product: neurotrophin 3
Exons: 3
Coding region: 317-1165 (282 amino acids)
Biological process (GO): memory; positive regulation of peptidyl-serine phosphorylation; regulation of neuron differentiation
Molecular function (GO): nerve growth factor receptor binding; growth factor activity
Source: RefSeq, a predicted model, not a curated record
CGCAUUGACAGGCGGCAGUCCUCAGAAAGUAGGAAGUUUUCGCCGAAAGCUUCUGUAUGAGAAUUAAUCACAUUCAUGUCGACUCUGUUGGAUACUAACCCGCCGAUGCUAUGGUUACCUUUAUUACGAAUUGUUUGACAACAUGGGAGGGUUUGCAUGAACUGAACAUGAACUGCCAGGAUGUUCUGUCAGAGAGCACAAUUCAUGGUUCAACCAAUCAUGGGAAGUCAUCCACAUUCUAAAGCAGCAAAGCACCCCCAGACCAUCACGCUACCACCGCCAAGUUUAACUGCAGAUUUUGCAGGUGAAUCUAGUGAUGUCCAUCCUGCUGUAUGUGAUGGUCCUUGUGUACCUAUAUGGUAUCCAAGCAUCCAGCAUGAACAGCAGCCACCAUGGGCAGCAGUCGCCAAGUCCUGACCCAUUAAACUCCCUCAUAAUCCAGCUGCUUCAGGCUGACCUGACGAGAGAGAGGAUCCAGGGGAACCACAGCCAGCAGGGGAGAAGCAGGGACAGGGAGGAUGCCCUCCUCCCACUCCUGGGUCCAAUCUUACCAUUCACGGAGCAGGAGGAUGCAGAGCAGUGGGAGGCAGGGGGUCGCAGUGGUUGGAGCAGUGAAGUGGCUGUUGAGCAGCAAGUGAUGCUGGUGAACUCGGACCUCCUGAGAAAGCACAAGAGAUACAUUUCACCUCGGGUGGUGCUGAGUGACAGGCCACCACUGCAGCCACCUCCUCUGUACCUCCCGGAUGACUUUAUAAGUGGCGGGCUGGAAGAAGGAGCAACAGGAAACAAUACACGGAUGAAGCGUCAAGCCGAACACCGGAGUUACCGUGGAGAGUAUUCUGUCUGUGACAGCGAGAGCAAAUGGGUGAUGGACAAAACCAAUGCUGUGGACCUAAAGGGAGAAAAAGUAACUGUUAUGGCCAAAAUUAAAACCAUUGACAAGAAAGAGAUCAAACAGUUCUUUUAUGAGACGAAGUGUCGGGACCACAUGUCCCAAAGAAAUAGGUGCAGAGGAAUCGACGACAAGAACUGGAACUCAGAGUGCAAGACAGUGCAGACAUUCGUUCGAGCACUCACACAAGAUAAAAGCCAAGUUGGAUGGAGGUGGAUACGCAUAAACACUUCCUGUGUCUGUGCGUUGUCAAGGAAACGUCACAGGACGUAACCAAAACCAAGUGAGCUCCACUAGGAACUACCUGUGUGGAGUUCCACCUCCUUUCUGGGAUUUUAUUUCCACAGCAACCCGCACCACAGGAUUAGGUGUCGUGGGAGCGAAAAGCAACAUUCUGCUGCAAAUCAUAAAUCUGAAGCAAUCUUGGGUCCAUUUAAAUGCUAUUUCAAACCAAUGUGCUGCAAGCUGUAACGAAAGAUCUCAUUUGAGAGUGUAGGAGAGCGAGGGGAGGUCUUGGCAAAGUAAACCUGUAUAUAUAAAUUAUUUAAAUUAUAUGAAAUGCAUGUAGUGAAUACAUGGUUAUCUAUCUUUAUAUGAUGUAUGAAUAUAUUUGUGUUAUUUAUUGAAAGAAGUUUUCCUUAAAAUGAGAAGAAGAAAAAAGCAACUCAACUUAAAUCUGAAUUGAUGACUAUAAUGGAAAGCAAAGGUGCUUCACAGUGAGACUUUAUAAGUGCCUUCACUGAAGUGUGAGUAACAGGACAUGGCAACAACAGUUGCCGUAAAUGUGUUGGCAGCGAGUCAUUAAUAAAGUGACCCAUCAGCAGGGACUUAUCCUACCCCAUCGACCGACACGGAGUCCACACUCUAAGCUGCAACGAUGCAGGUGACUCAAUCAGAGUUUACCCGACACCCAAAAGGCAGAUAUGUAACAAAAAACAUAUUUUCAGUGUCUUCACAAUGAUGUCGACCAACAGGGAUUCAAGUGAAUGCACCCACUAUAUCAACUCUUAGUCAAGUUUUGCUUCUUGUGGUUUCAUUUGUUUCUUCCUUUGAAUAAAAAGCCCAUUUAUUCGAAAGUUGGAAAGUUUGUAUUAAAAAAAAUAUUCAUUUCAAAUUGUUACAGUGCCAAAGAUUAGAUAACAAAUUUUAGAGAAUAAUAAAAUGAUUUAGCAUUCACACCUUA